CAAACCCAAGUGAAAAUAAAAAGCUUCCAAAAACCUGGAGCUGAUAGUGAUUCCAUAGUUCUCAAGAAGGGACCACAAACAUCCCGAAUUUAAUGGCCAUUCUCCAGAAGAGCCAACUGAGCCACAACCAAAUCCCCGUUCAUAUCCAGACGAUUAACAGUGUUUGGUGCCAAAAGAGGCCAAUUGAUGCCAUGCACCAGGAUGUCUGGCAAAAAAGCAUCGGAUCUGGAUCAGGAUCCGGGAACGAGGUCCAACUGGAAGCGAAGGAGAAGAAAGUGGCUCCAGCUGAGGAGGAGAGCCCAUCUCCCAGCAGGCGAAGGAGCAGGAGGAGGCGGCGAUGCAGCAGCAGUUCCACCAGUGACACCAGCGAAUCCUCAGAUUCUUCGGAAUCAUCAGAUUCCGGAUCCUCCUCCUCCAGCAGCAGUAGUAGUAGCCAAACACCCGCCCUCAACUUGCCAGUGCCACUCCCCCUGGCCGAGGUUAAUCCUCCCGCUUCACCCAACCUGCCUCCAACAUCCCGUAGGAACUCGCAGGACUCCAAUCGCUCCGUUUCGCCAGUGGAAGUGCCCGUGGAUCCGCAUGCCUGGUCCUCCGACGACAUCGCCAGCUGGGUGAGGUGGGCCACGCGCAAAUUCAAACUGGAUCCGGAGCCGGAUGUCGAGCGGUUUCCCAAGCACGCCCAGGAGCUGUGCGAUCUGACCCGCGCCGACUUCUGGGUCUGCGCAGGAUCCAGACGAGGCGGCAUGCUGAUGGCCCAGCACUUUGCGAUUAGUUUGUACCAAGCCACAGGACGCGAGACGAGUCCCAUGCUCAACGACAACGAACCAAAUCCGUAUCAGCUGCUGAACGCUGCCUCGCACCGAUUGGUCGCCCAGGGCUCCGGGGGCCAGAUUCAGCUGUGGCAAUUUCUGCUGGAGCUGCUCGCCGAUUCGUCCAACGCCGCCGCCAUCAGCUGGGAGGGCCAAUCGGGCGAGUUCCGGCUCAUCGACCCCGACGAGGUGGCCAGAAGGUGGGGCGAGCGGAAGGCCAAGCCCAACAUGAACUACGACAAGCUGAGCCGGGCCCUCAGGUACUACUACGACAAGAAUAUCAUGACCAAGGUGCACGGCAAGCGGUAUGCCUACAAGUUCGACUUCCACGGACUGAUGGCCGCCUGCCAGGCUCAGGCGCAGGGAGGGGAUCCGGCGGCCAGUAUGCUGGGUUCCUACAAUCACCACGGAGGUGGGGCUAUGCAGUUGGCCCGACAUCCACCGCCAGCACUGCACCACCACCCGCACCCGCACCACCAGCACUCGCAUCCGCACCACCAGCUGGCACAGCCGCACUUCCUGCAUCCGCACCACUCGUCGCCCGCCUCCACCAGCUCCAGCCUGGGAUUCCCCUCGUCCUCGACGGCCUCCUCGCAAGCUUCGCCCGGCCAGGUGGUGCCAGGUGUCGCCUCCUCCUCCGCCUCCACUUCGAAUUUCACUGCUCCAUUCCAAGGUGGGACAACAGCAGCCGCAGCAGGAGAUCCUUCCAGGACAUCCUCCUCAUCGGGAACGGGAAACUACGACCAGGACACUCCCACCACAAACAAUGCAUUUAAUUGAGCCCGCCAGCAACCCCAAUUUGUCGCCGGGGUUGUAAGUUCCGAUGGGUCAGGAUGUUGGGUUGAAGGAUGUGCAGGGACCACCCACUGCGCAAAGGGAGCGACGGCUAACCCAUCACCACCCAUCGAGGGUCAGAGUUCUGGCCGUAAAAAGGUCAUUUCGUAUAAUUCCAGCUACUUUGGGUUAAUUGAGCAAGAGGAAUUGUGAUAACCUAGAGCCAAGCAUCGCAUCGCAUCGCAGAGCAAUACUCGGAAACGAGAGCCAAUUUGUUACUUAGCCUGUUAUCCUUCGCUUCUAGUUGUAAGCAGACAUUCGGCAGAGGUCCUUUAUUCCAAGACGGGGUCUCAUCAUUAAAUAAUUCUAAGUUCGCACACGCAGUAAAAUACAUGAAGACGUAAAUGCAAAAUACCUGGGCUAAGAGCCGAUUUCUCAAUGUUACGUUAAGUGUUGUGUUGCAGUUAAAGUGCGGUUUAAAAAAUUUAAUAUAAUGACUCAAUAUUAUGUUACUAAAUGUUAAAUUGAGAAAGCGAAACUGUCGUUUCCAACAUUUUAACUUAACCCCAAGUUAACUUAACCUUAAGAUGACAUUCAGAUAUCGGCUCUUAAGUUUCGUUGUUUAGUUCUGAAACAUUAUAUAUAAUUUCGGGAUUAAUUUCGACCCUACUCAAAGUGGGGCUGCUUGGAGAUUGG
Messenger RNA from Drosophila takahashii, 2279 nucleotides. RefSeq names its product Ets at 21C (gene Ets21C). Lineage: Eukaryota; Metazoa; Arthropoda; Insecta; Diptera; Drosophilidae. Gene Ontology annotation, cellular component: nucleus. Gene Ontology annotation, molecular function: sequence-specific DNA binding; DNA-binding transcription factor activity, RNA polymerase II-specific. Gene Ontology annotation, biological process: regulation of transcription by RNA polymerase II; cell differentiation. The record is from RefSeq and is a predicted model, not a curated record.